CGACACGUGGGCGGUUUGUCGGUGACAAUGUUGGAAGGAUCUGCGCGCUACGCGACUCUUCCGAAGGAAAUCGAAAAGGAAAGCGAAGCUCUUGGACUGGCGCCUAUUAUUGGUCAGACGGCGAGAGAUUUUGUAGAUGAGUAUGUCAGCAUGCACAUUAGUCAGCAAGAGAAGAAAGCGAAGGAGGAGAGCAUCAGACAGCAGUUGACUCACAAAGCAUUGGUGUUGGAUAAUGUUGGAUUGCGGAGGCCUGGAAAUAAAAGGAAAGCACCGAAAGGAGCUUGGAGACCCGUGACGUCGAAAGAGAAACGCUCUUUGAAUUUGUAUGAAAUUCCGGAAGGAGCACGGAGGUUUGAGUUGUACUUGCCUCUUCACGAACUUUGGCUGCAAUAUAUGGACGAACUGCUGCAGCCACAAGAAAGCAGUCAUCAGAUAGGGGUCAUACAGUCCAAACUCCUUAAGGCAGACCUACACGGCUGUCAAAUGACAGUCACUAGAUCAAAGUGUCCAUCGUAUAUAGGCCAGUCAGGGAUAAUACUGAUGGAGACACAGAAUACCUUCAAGAUCAUUCGCAAAGAUAACUCUCUCAAGGUGAUUCCAAAAGCAGGAAGUGUCUUUUCUGUCGGCUAUAGAGAAUACAUUUUUACUCUGUAUGGAAAUCAUUUACGAUACAAGUCAGCAGAUCGGUCUGCAAGGAAAUUCAAGACUAAGCCAACUAUCGACUUAUGA
Corticium candelabrum is the source of this 729-nucleotide messenger RNA. Its product is annotated as ribonuclease P protein subunit p29-like. Gene Ontology annotation, molecular function: ribonuclease P RNA binding. NCBI's taxonomy places the organism in Eukaryota, Metazoa, Porifera, Homoscleromorpha, Homosclerophorida, Plakinidae. Bases 28 to 729 code for a protein of 233 amino acids. Gene Ontology annotation, biological process: rRNA processing; tRNA 5'-leader removal. The record is from RefSeq and is a predicted model, not a curated record. Gene Ontology annotation, cellular component: ribonuclease MRP complex; ribonuclease P complex. The transcript has 7 exons.